This is a messenger RNA of Acanthopagrus latus (yellowfin seabream), 2348 nucleotides long. RefSeq names its product cyclin G2 (gene ccng2). Gene Ontology annotation, molecular function: cyclin-dependent protein serine/threonine kinase regulator activity. Gene Ontology annotation, cellular component: nucleus; cytoplasm; cyclin-dependent protein kinase holoenzyme complex. Bases 196 to 1200 code for a protein of 334 amino acids. NCBI's taxonomy places the organism in Eukaryota, Metazoa, Chordata, Actinopteri, Spariformes, Sparidae. The transcript has 8 exons. Gene Ontology annotation, biological process: regulation of cyclin-dependent protein serine/threonine kinase activity; mitotic cell cycle phase transition. The record is from RefSeq and is a predicted model, not a curated record.
CGAUAAGACGUCAUCGUGUGGGCGUGAGCGUUGUGAACAUCAACAAAAGAGAGAAGAAGGAGAAAGGAGAAAGACGAGAGGAGACGAGAAGGACUACACUACGGCCGAAGAGAAACAGAUAUGUGGAUUUAACCUGAAGGAACAGUUAAAAUACUGUGGUGAAAACAAGAGGUCACUCGCUCCAGUGCCAGAGACAUGGACGCCUUCAAGCUGAUGAAGGAGCUGCGGAUGAAUUACGAGCAGGAGGUUCAUUAUCUCCCUAAAGAGACUGGGCUCAGCCUCAUCGAAUCAACGAUGCAGGAUGACAGUCGGAUCUCAGCAAAGUGCCGAGAUGCCAAAGUGGAGGACCUGUGGAGCCUGACCAGCUUCUUUGGUUACAGCACACAGACCUUUGUCCUGGCUGUUAACCUGCUCGACAGAUUCCUGGCCAUGAUGAGGAUCCAGCCGAAGCACCUGUCCUGCGUCAGCCUCAGCUGCCUCCACAUGGCGGCCAAAGUGACUGAGGAGGAGUGCAACGUGACGUCCACCGACGAGCUCAUACGCAUCGGACAGUGCAGGUUCUCCGUGUCCGACCUCGGGCGCAUGGAGAAGAUCGUUGCAGAGAAGCUCAACUUCAAGUCCAAAGCCAUCACUGCCUUAACCUUUCUGCAUUUGUACCACCAGAUCGCACUUUCACACUCCACAGACAGGAAGGAAACUCUGAGCCUGGAGAAGCUGGAGGCUCAGCUCAAAGCCUGUUUGUGUAGGAUCUCCUUCUCAAAAGCAAAGCCGUCAGUCCUAGCCUUGUCUCUCCUGAUGCAGGAGAUUGAAGCCGUUCAGUCAGGAGACAUGUUGGAGAUAGCCUAUCACAUCCAGAGACACUUGAAGAUUGCAGAUGGCGAACUCCUACUAUGGAGCGAGCGUGUCGCUCUGUGUCUGUCCGACUACGCCUCCCCUGAAUGCAGCAAACCCAACCACAGGAAGCUGCAGUGGAUUGUGUCGCGGCGGACUGCCCAGAACCUACAUAGCUACCGCAGUGUCCCCGAGCUGCCCACCAUCCCUGAGGGCUGCUGGGAUGAGAGUGAGAGUGAGGACUCAAGUGAGGAUGUGAUGAGUUCAGGUGAAGAGUCUCUCAGCAGUUCUCUUGGCAGUGACGCUGAAGGGCCCUUCUUUCCUCUGCACCUCCGCCGCCAAAAACACCGCCAACACCUCCACGCCUGAUGCAUCUGCCGACUUGUGCCUCAACUUCUCCCCCCCCGACCCCUUUACCCGACGUCUUUAAUUUAUUGUUUAAUAAGCUCCGGUGCUAGUGGAGAGUUGCAUAACUGGCAGCUGAGCAGUCCGUACUCUUCCUUGUAGACUUGGUAGAUUUUAGUAUAUUGAUGUGUUGGUGCAUGUAGAGAUGUCACAUUCCCGGAUGAAAAUGUUUUAAGGAUAUACAAGUGAUGGGUGGAGUCUGGUUGUUAUGGUGCUGAACUAGCCAACACUGUGGUUGGAUUAAUAGAAAAAUGUAAUGCUGAGACGUGAGUUCAGGCCAGAUUGGUUCACAUUAUCGACGAGAAGAAAAUGUGCUUAAUGUGAUUAAUUUAAUAGAAUGUUUUUUGACUGUUAUUAAUCUAAGACUGUUUUUACUAAGAGUACGAAGGAGUUUUCCUGAUGUACAGAAGCUGAGAGCGGCGGUGGGCUCGCUGUCUGGAUGUUUGAGACUUACAAGAUAAAUACGCAAAAUAAUUUCUUGAGAUAACUGCAUCGCAAAAGCGAGCAUAUUUGCUCUCACCUUCUGUAGAAAUUUAAUUUGCACAUUUUUCUUUGAUCUCUUUUCAAGUGUUUAGUGGGCAGACUGGAGGUUUGUGUCUGGAAGGAAACAGUUAGCUGAGUGCUCAGAGCUCACGUUCAGUCACUCUUGAUGUCUUGAAGUGCCUUGCUCAAAAGCAGCAGGGAGAGACGUUUGAAUCAGCUCUGAAACAGUCAUUCUUUCGAGUCAAACCCUGCUGACAACACAGGGUGUUAGGUUAAAAACAUAUAAUGGGUGUGUGUUUGGAUGUGUGUAUGUAUGACCCUGGUUUAAAUUCAAAAGUUGCCAAUUUUAGGAUGUAGCUUAAAAAAGGUCUUGUGUUUUGAAACUGUUCAGAGGAUGUUGUAUGAACAAAUAAUGCUGACCGUGUCAAAAAAAACCCAUCUAAAACUUUCAAAAAUGUAAAAAAAACUUCCAAAAAUGUAAAAAAAAAUGUUAAUACAAAAACAUGUAAAAGUGUAAAUAAUGUACAAAAAAAAUGUUUAUAGUUCUUUGUAGAUAUUAAGUUAUUUAUUCUCUUUUUGUCACCUGUACUGAAAAAAGAAAAUCUUAUAAAAAUAUUAUUUUGUAUCUA